AUGGAGGAAAUAGAUAGGAAAAAGUCUCAUCGAACUCACCUAUCUAAGAGAAAGGUAUUAAAAAAGAAAUUAAAAAAGGAAGGACUGGAUAAGAAAGAAAGACAUAAUCCAAAGGCUUUCACAUUUUCUGGAGGAGUUAAAAGUGUACAAAGAAGGGUGCAAAGAACCCUUGAUAUAGCAUCGAAAAGAGAGAAAGCACCAGGGAUAGAUAAAAGUAAUGUUGAAGAUGAAUCUACACCUCCAUAUAUUGUUGCAGUACAAGGUCCUCCUGGUGUAGGAAAAACAACUUUAAUACGUUCCCUAGUAAAAAAUUAUACAAAAUAUAAUUUAAAUGUAAUUGAUGGAACUGUAACACUUGUAUCAUCAAAGAAUCGUCGUUUAACAUUUAUUGAGUGCCCAAACGAUAUGCAUGGUAUGAUAGAUGUUGCAAAGGUUGCAGAUUUGGUACUACUAUUAAUAGAUGCUAGUUUUUCAUUCGAAAUGGAGACUUUUGAAUUCUUAAAUAUAUUACAAGUACAUGGUUUCCCAAGAGUUCUGGGUGUUUUAACUCAUCUGGAUAAAAUUGAAGAUAACAAGACUUUAAGAAAGACGAAAAAAAAGCUUAAAAAUAGAUUCUGGACUGAAAUUUAUAAUGGAGCUAAAUUAUUUUAUUUAAGUGGAAUUAAUAAUGGUUUCUACAACAAAACUGAAAUACGUAAUUUAUCAAGGUUUAUUGCAGUUCAAAAAUUUGAGAAUUUGUCCUGGAGAAGCUCUCAUCCAUAUAUUGUUUCUUUAAGAAUUGAAGAAAUUAAUGAUGACGAUGAGUAUGUUCAAAACAAUCAAACAAACCAUAGAAAAUCAUCUAAAUACAAUAAACCAGAAACUAGUGUUUACUUUUAUGGAUUUGUUAGGGGUGGAAUGAUUAGAAAAAAUCAAAAUGUUCAUAUUCCAGGUCUUGGAGAUUAUUUCAUUAAUGAUAUAGAUGAGUUUAAUGAUCCUUGUCCUUUACCAGAAACUACUGUAAAAAAAAAUGGAACUAAUGCAGGUUUAAGAGUUUUAAAGAGUAAAGAAAGGAAUAUCUAUGCUCCUUAUUGUGACGUAGGAAAUGUUCAGAUUGAUUCUAACUCUAUGUAUAUUCAUAUUCCAGAUAAUACUGUCAAUUUUACAAGAAGAAAAGUUCUUUUCAAUGAUGGGAAUUCCGAUUCAGACUCUGGUUCUGAUUCAGAGACAGAAAGCCGUACUCAGAGUGAGGAGGAAGAGGAGAGUAUGGAUGAGGAUGAGGAUAUUCAAGACAUUGAUAAGUCUCUUCAGGAAGGGGAAGAGGAAGAAGAUGACGAAUAUUACAACGAUAACAUACAAAAGCAAAGUUUUGAUUCAAACCCAUGUUCUGAAUCUGAUUCUGAGGAUGAAAAAGACCUUCCGGAGGCUGUGAAAUAUGUGAGAAAGUUACAAAAGUCACAGUCUAUUUUAAACAAAAGGGUCAGUGAUUUAUCGUUAAAACUACUUCCAUCAUCAGAAGUUAGCCUGGAGAAUUCUAUAUUAACUGAGAGAGAUCACGAAGCAGGUAAAAAUGAAGAGUCUAAUAAUUAUUCUAUGGAAGCUGAUUAUGAAGCAAUGAAUAAUCAAAGUUCUUACUCUGAGAUAAAAGGCAAGAAUAGUGAUAACUUCCUAUUCAGCAAAAAUGUUAAUUGUUCAUUAAAAGACUUGGUUUAUGGUCAGAACGCCAAGGCUAGACAAUUAUUUAAUAAAAUGAUCACUCAAAAUAAGGAAAGUAGUACCAACUCUAAAAAGAAACUUUUUGAGGAUGAUUUGGAGGAUGAAAACGAUGAAUUUGGUUCAGAGAUGGAUUGUAAUGAUGAAAUUCUUGACUCAUAUAGGAUAAAUGAUGUUUAUAUAUACCCUACAAAGCCAAAGUGUAUUCGAGAAUUAGUUAAUUAUUGGACUGAAGACAAGUUCUACACUUUGAAACAGGAAAAGUUUAUUACUGGUGGAAUAGAUAAUAGUGAUAAUGAAGAAGAAGAAGAAACACAAAAUGGAGGGUCUAAUAAUUUUGAAAAAAUAGCUUCUGGCGAUGAUAAAGGUGAAAAUGAAGAUUUUAAUAAUUACCAGAACAGUGAUUUAGAGAAUGAAAAUGAAGACUCAAUGAAUGAUCAAGGAAGUAAAGUUUUCAAAAUAGGAAAGUAUGUUCGUAUUAGAAUUGACAAUAUAGAUAAGGAAUGGAUUAGAAAUCGUCAAGGAAUUACUAUUUUAGGUACAUUGUUACCAGGAGAAUCAGUUUUUGGUAAUAUAAACAUUAGAAUCAAGAAACACCGUUGGUAUCCAAAAAUCUUAAAAUCUGAUGAUGUAUUAACAUUUAGUAUUGGUUGGAGAAGAUUCCAAUCAAUACCACUAUAUUCAAUAGAGGAUAGAAAUGAAACUAGGUACAGAAUGUUAAAGUACACUCCAGAACAUAUGCACUGUUACUGUACAACUUAUGGUCCUAUAAUACCAUGUAAUUUUGGUAUAUUAGCAAUUAGAAGUUCUGAAAGAACCAGUAACUUUAGAAUUGCAGCGACUGGAGUAUCUGUAGAAAUGCAAGCAAAAAGUAAUAUUGUUAAGAAACUAAAACUGGUUGGAGAGCCUAAAAAGAUACAUAAAAAUACAGCAUUUAUCCAUAAAAUGUUCAGUAGUGAUUUAGAAGUUUCAAAGUUUAUUGGAGCAAAGAUACAAACAGUUAGUGGUAUUAGAGGACAAGUUAAAAAAGCUAUAAGUACGCACGGAUUGUUUAGAGCAACUUUUGAAGAUAAAAUACUUUUAUCAGAUAUUGUAUUUUGUAAAACAUGGGUUUCUAUGACUCCUAGAGAAUUCUAUAAUCCAGUAAUAGAUUUACCAACAUGGAGAAGAAUGAAAACUCAGGCAGAGCUUAGAAAAGAGUCAAACAUUCCUUUGGCAAUUAAAGCAGAUUCUGAGUAUAUAGCCAAGCAGGAUAGGCCAGAUAAGAAGAGAUUUAAUAGUGUACCAGUUCCAAGUAAGUUAGAGAAAGAAUUACCAUUUGCUUCAAAGACAAAGAAUGAGUCCAAGAAGAUCAAAGAUAAGAACCAGGUAGCUGUAAUAAAGAGUACAUUUGAAAAGAGAGUGGCUAAUUUAUUCCAAAGGUUAUCAACAAUUCAAAAAGAAAGGACAGCUCAAAGAAUUGAAAAGAAGAGAAUUAAGAAAGAAAUUAAAAUGAAGAGAAGAGAGCCAAUAGAAAGAAUUAGGGAGGCUAAGAAUGCCGAGAGAAAGAAGAGAAGAUAUGCAUUACAGGGUGUAAAGAUGGAUAAACAAAGAAGAAAAUUGAUGAUGAAGGAUUAA
Molecule: messenger RNA, 3309 nt
Organism: Cryptosporidium ubiquitum
Lineage: Eukaryota; Apicomplexa; Conoidasida; Eucoccidiorida; Cryptosporidiidae
Product: BMS1 like GTPase
Exons: 2
Coding region: 1-3309 (1102 amino acids)
Biological process (GO): ribosome biogenesis; maturation of SSU-rRNA from tricistronic rRNA transcript (SSU-rRNA, 5.8S rRNA, LSU-rRNA); endonucleolytic cleavage of tricistronic rRNA transcript (SSU-rRNA, 5.8S rRNA, LSU-rRNA)
Cellular component (GO): 90S preribosome; nucleus
Molecular function (GO): ATP hydrolysis activity; ATP binding; GTPase activity
Source: RefSeq, a predicted model, not a curated record